This is a messenger RNA of Diaporthe citri, 1254 nucleotides long. RefSeq lists its product as uncharacterized. The transcript has a single exon. The coding region runs from base 1 to 1254 and encodes 417 amino acids. Lineage: Eukaryota; Fungi; Ascomycota; Sordariomycetes; Diaporthales; Diaporthaceae. The record is from RefSeq and is a predicted model, not a curated record.
AUGAGCCGUCCCUCGCAGCCCUCCGAGCGCCCCCAGCGCUCCGCGAAUGCCUCCGCAAGGCAACCCCUUGGCUCCCGAAGCCCCGCGAACCUCCCGCACACGGCCACCCUCGGCUCGCGAUUGGGCGCCAACGUCAUCAGCGUGCGAAGCCUGCCCAAACGAGAAGGCGGCGCCAAGCCCUUGAUUCGCAGAGCGGACUUUGGCAAAGAUGGGGCCCAGGGGACCCAGGGUCCUCGGUCGGGGCCAGGGCGCGCCGGUGUGGUGGGCGGGCGCUUCACACCUGGGCCCAACGGCCCCCGGUUCGCGCGCCCUGGCAGCCAGGGACAACAAGGUGGCCAUCCGGCGUCUCGUAUUAGGGCGAGCCUGGGCGGCGGCAGCAAGCGGCCCCCUCCCAAGCGCGCGGGCGUUAUGGAGAAGAAGCGCCGCAGCGACGACGACAAGAAGAAGGACAAGGAAGAGGCGGCCAACUCCGGGCUGAAGUCCUUGGACGAGGAGGUCCAGGCCUACGUGCGCGAGCAGCAGGUCGGCGGCCCGGAGAGGGCGUACAAGCCGUCUGUGACGCUCGAGUCGCUGGUUGGGUGGGGACCUGCGGUGGCUACCAACACAGCGCUGGGCCAGGCCGGCAUGGCGUUCCGGAGCGUCAAGGUCCUGGGAGGCGGGAGGGGAGCUGGCGAAGCGGAGCAGUCGUUCAAGAUCGACGACGUGAAGAAGUGGCUCGUGGCGAACAAGCCCAUCUACUUCUCCAAUGUUGAGCAGAAGAAGGCGGUUAUUCAGACCCUGUCGCACGAGAAGAGGGACAAGCUCGUCCAGAAGUUCAUGGACGCCAUCGUCAAGGACAUCCAGAAGAAGAAUGGCAACAACUGGGGAGCCUUCGUGGGGUCCUUCAAGGCAUGGGCCGCCAAGCUGGCGUCGAGCGAGAAGGGCAAGCAGCUGAGCGAGUCUCUCGUCAAGAGCAACGCGCGACCUGAGGACUGGCUCAAGGCGGUGGCUGAGGCUCGGGCCACUGCCGAACUCGAGAACAUGGCGAGGAAGUACAAGACGCAGAACACAAAGAACACGAAGGAGGCGAUCCAAAAGUACGUCCUCAAGGGAGAGCACCCGGAGGUCAAGUACGCCGAGGACGUCUACGGCAAGCUGGCCACGUAUCACGCUCAGGGUUCUACCUGCACCAUCGCGGACGGCGUCAAGUUCGACGAGCGGAUCAGGAAGCUUAUCAAGGUGCCCGCGGCUGGACAGGCCGCUCGACCAGCAUAG